Molecule: messenger RNA, 822 nt
Organism: Spizellomyces punctatus DAOM BR117
Lineage: Eukaryota; Fungi; Chytridiomycota; Chytridiomycetes; Spizellomycetales; Spizellomycetaceae
Exons: 5
Coding region: 91-675 (194 amino acids)
Source: RefSeq, a predicted model, not a curated record
GAGUGUUCCAAUUUCUUUUUGAUUUUUGUUUUGACUUUUUUGAUUUCCAAAUUUCGCUCUUGAUUUGAACUGAAGUUCUUGAAAGAAAUCAUGGAGCCAUACGCUAUCUCCCUCUACGACAACGUUCUCGCUCUCCCCACCGACCCACAUUUCAAACCAGCUGCCAUACUCAUCGCCGGCUCAAAAACCUCCCAUAAAGACUCGCUAGCCAAUAUGCUCGCUCCCUCUGAUUUGGAUCUGGAAAUCCGCUUCGUUUCCCAUAUUGAACACAUGAGCCCCAAAAGCUCCCGUCCCCAUAUUGAUAUCAUCACAUGUACAUGUGAUAUGAGCUCUCGAACGUCAUUUGAUCUCUUACGGAGGAACCUGCAGUGUAUAUCGCCAGAGUACUUUCUGGGGAGGGUGGUGGUUGUUGGAUUUUUCGGUGAUGAGAUCAAAGUGGCGAGAAAGGAAGUUGUGGAAUGGGUUACAAGUAUAUCAGAGGAUGUGCCUAUUUAUUUUGUGGAUGCGGAGAACCAGCAGACUCAGCAAAAUGUUGCUUUGCAUAUUCUUAAACGCACACGGGUCGCUGCGGGGUAUAUACCGCAUGUGAGUCUCCUAUUAAUGGAUGCUUUGGGAGUGCCAGAACAGGUGCGUUUACCAGAGGAGGCAGCAUCUGAUCCGAUGCAAGUCUGCUAGGAAUGCAUCUUCAAAAGCUUUUGUGUAGAUAAAUGUUUUUUGUAUUUAAAGUUUUUUGUAUAUAGAGACCACCAAUAGAGAGAAUCCGUAUCGCAAACGGACUAAAAACAAUAACAAAAAAAAGAAAUAAAAAAAAGAUACUUGGUG